Messenger RNA from Pelodiscus sinensis (Chinese soft-shelled turtle), 2300 nucleotides. Lineage: Eukaryota; Metazoa; Chordata; Testudines; Trionychidae. The record is from RefSeq and is a predicted model, not a curated record.
AGGCAGCUUGGAAGAGAUCAGUCAGUGGAAGUGGGGCCAGCGGACGCAGGGCCCUGCACUGACUGGCCGCCCACUCUGGAAGGACUGGAUGGAUCUGAAUCGGAUCAAGGUGCCACAUACCUUCCAGAUCCACUCGUACACCCGGCCCACCAUAUGCCAGCACUGCAAGCGCCUGCUCAAGGGGCUUUUCCGUCAGGGGCUGCAGUGCAAAGACUGCAAGUUCAACUGUCACAAGCGCUGCGAGCAGUUCGUGCCAAAUGAGUGUGUGGGGGAGGGCCUGGCCCUGGGCACAGCAGAUGGAGAGAGCCCAGAGUGCCCAUCUAGCAAGUCAGAGCCAGAGGAAGAGGAGGCAGACAGGGAGGGCAGCAGUGGCCACGGGCUGGCAGACGACACGGAGGAAACAGAGACCAACCCUGGGACUCCUGAAGCAGAGCUGCACACCAACCUCAGCCCCUGUUUCAGCACCUACAUCCCCUUGAUGCGGGUGGUGCAGUCCUGCCGGCACACUAAGAGGCGGCGCAGUGCCGUCCUGCUGGAGGGAUGGAUGGUGCACUUCACCAGCAGGGACCCCAUGCGGAAGCGCCAUUACUGGGUGCUGGACAGCAAGAGCCUGAGCCUCUUCCACUGUGAAAGCGGAAGCAAGUUCUAUAAGGAGCUGCCGCUGUCUGAGAUCCUCCAGAUCCGCCCCUGGGAGGGGCUGGCACCACUGAACCCCAGUGGGAGCCCCCCCUGCUUUGAGCUGGUGACAGAGGCCCUGGUGUACUAUGUGGGCGAGCACAGCAGCGAGCAGGAAUCAGGGCAGGUCUGGACAAGGUCGGAGGCUGGGAAGGCUUGGGCCAAGGCCAUCCGCCAGGCUCUCUGGCCUGUGAACUCUGAGCCUGACAGCUCCGCCCAGGAGCCCAAUUCUGACUUUGAGUCUCCAGAUGACAUGGACAUCAGCCGUUCCUACCAGAUCUUCCCUGACGAGGUGCUGGGCGCUGGGCAGUUCGGGGUGGUGUAUGGUGGGAAGCACAGGAAAUCUGGCCGGGAUGUGGCUGUCAAAGUCAUCAACAAGCUGCGCUUCCCGCCCCGGCAGGAAAGUCAGCUCCGCAAUGAAGUCUCCAUCCUGCAGAGCCUGCGCUCCCCCUGUGUGGUGCACCUGGAGUGCGUGUUCGAGGGCCCCGACCGGCUCUUCGUGGUGAUGGAGCGGCUGCAUGGCGACAUGCUGGAAAUGAUCCUAUCCAGCGAGACCGGGCGGCUGCCUGAGCCCCUUGCCAAGUUCCUCACUGCCCAGAUCCUGUCUGCCCUGCGUCACCUGCACACCCAGAACAUUGUGCACUGUGACCUCAAGCCAGAGAACGUGCUGCUGACCUCAGAUGAGCCCUACCCCCAGGUGAAGCUCUGUGACUUCGGCUUCGCCCGCAUCAUUGAAGAGUCAUCUUUCCGGCGCUCAGUGGUGGGAACCCCGGCAUACCUGGCACCUGAAGUGCUGCAGCAACACGGCUACAACCGCGCUCUGGACAUGUGGGCUGUGGGGGUCAUCAUCUACGUCAGCCUGAGCGGCACCUUCCCCUUCAACGAGGAAGAGGAUGUCAAUGAUCAGAUUCAGAACGCAGCUUUCAUGUUCCCUCGGCAGACCUGGGCCAGCAUCUCGCUGGAGGCUGUUAGCCUCAUCCACAACCUGCUGCAGGUGAAGCUGAGGAAGCGACUGAGCGUGAACAAGGCACUGAACCACCCUUGGCUUCAGGACUUCCAGACCUGGCUGGCCCUGCGAGAACUGGAGAAGCGUGUGGGGCAGCGCUACCUCACCCAUUCAAGUGAUGAUGCUCGCUGGCAGCGCCUUGCCCGAGAGCAGGGGCGGGCCUGGCCCUCAGGGCUCACCACACAGCCUAGCCUGGAGGAGGAAAGGGAGAGUGACAAUGAAGAUGAGGAGAGCUGAGUCUUCCUCUUAGGACUGCACUGCUCAUAGGAAGGGGGGCUGGGACCCCUCAGCACAUCACCCCCAUAAACUUAUUUCCCUUAACUUGGUGCCAUGUGGUCUGUGCUGAGUGUGCACCUGUGUCGCUGGAGCCCAUUUAGAACUGGGGGGGCGGGGGGAGGAAUCACAGAUUCAGAUUCCCCUGCAUAAAUGCUGCCCGCCACCUCCUGCAUUAAAUCCCACCUUCCCAGAGCCCCCACUCUGACCCACAGCCCCACCAUGGUAUGUGUCCUUUGGCCCCAUCCACCCCAGUAUUCUCCCCUCUCCCAGCCCACUGCACUUUUACCAGCUGCCCAGCAUAUGACCAACACCCUCCAAUCCUGCCAGCCUACAGACACUGACU